Messenger RNA from Ascochyta rabiei, 1815 nucleotides. RefSeq lists its product as uncharacterized. Lineage: Eukaryota; Fungi; Ascomycota; Dothideomycetes; Pleosporales; Didymellaceae. The transcript has a single exon. The record is from RefSeq and is a predicted model, not a curated record. Bases 1 to 1815 code for a protein of 604 amino acids. Gene Ontology annotation, cellular component: spliceosomal complex.
AUGAGCAGUAUAGACGAACUCUUCAAAAGCCACAAUGGCACGAAACGCAAGUUCGAGAACCCAAUCGAAGCAGACCCGUCGCAAGCCUACAAAUCCGCGAAACUGCAAGGGAACAGCGACGUCAAGCGCUCAGCGCAAGUAGAAGAGGAGGAGGAUGAGGAUGAGGCAGGCCCAUCUCUGCCGCCGGACUUCGAGGACGAGGGGCCCGGUGACGACGAGGAAGGCAGAUUCUUUGGUGGUGGUUUGGACGAGAAUGCGAAAGAUGCCAUGGACUUUCUCGAUGCACAGGAUGGGGAGGAUUCGAUACGGGAAGAAAAGUACGAUGCGGCAUGGGUGCGCAAACUAGCGCGCGAGUUCGAGAAGAAGGUCAACAAGAACGCUUCGCUGCGCGCAAAAUACGAGAGCGACCCCACAAAGUUCAUGGAGUCGGAGGGAGAUCUGGACGACGGGAUAAAGGACCUCAGCAUACUGUCAGAACAUACAGAGCUGUAUGAAGAGUUCGCCACAAGCCCAGCGGCUGCAAAGUUGGUCGAGCUGCUUGCACACGAGAACACGGAUAUUGCGAUUGGCGCAAUAGAGAUGAUAUCAGAGCUCACAGACGAGGAUGUGGCAGCAGAGCAGGAUCAGUGGGAUGCGUUGGUCGCAGCCUUUCUGGACGCAGAUCUGCUCAGUUUGCUUAUCUCCAACUUCUCCCGCUUCGACGAAACCGACGCGACCGACGCCUCUGGCGUAUAUCACUCCCUCGGCGUGCUCGAGAACCUGCUAUCACAACCUUCGAAUACCGAAAUAAUUGGGAAGGAGAAGGCGCUGCUCACAUGGCUCCUUGAACGCAUCCAGAAGCCCGAGAAGCCAACAACGCAGAACAAACAAUAUGCCUCUGAAAUCCUCUCUAUUCUCACACAAUCGUCGCGACCAAAUCGCGCACUCAUCGCUGAAGCCAACGGAGUGGAGAUUUUUCUCACAAAUCUUGCGCCUUACCGCAGAGACGACCCUGAGAAAGACAGCGACGAGGAAGAGUUUAUGGAGAACCUUUUCAACUGCUUGACAUCCGUUGUCGAAGAGCCCAUCGGCAAGGCCAAGUUCCUCGAAGCCGAGGGCACAGAACUCUGUCUCCUGCUUGUACGCGAUGGCAAAACGAGUAAAUCGCGCGCGCUCAAAGUGCUGGACUAUGCUUGCGGGUAUGCUGAGCCUGCACCCACACCUACAUCGAAUGGCUCAGAUACUGCAAACACAGACCUAAACGACGGUGUACCACCACACGUCUCUGUCUGCGAGAGACUGGUCGAAGCCCGCGGCCUCAAACCUCUCUUCAGCACAUUCAUGAAGACCAAACGCCCCGAUCCCGCACAAACAGAACACAUCCUCGGCCUCUUCUCUUCACUACUACGCUCGCUACCUGGCAACUCGGAUUCCCGCUUCCGACUGCUAGCCAAGUUCCUCGAGAGCGACUUCGCCAAGAUCAACAAAAUCAUCACGCUGAGAAGGCAGUAUGUGGCUAGGCUCUCUACCUUUGACAAGAGUCUAGAAGGCAGGAAAGCGGGUUUGAGCAAGGCUGAAAGGGACGAGUUGGAGGUUGAGAACAUAGCACUGAGAUUGAGCGAGGGUUUAUACGCACUACAGAGGAUUGACGCCACGCUUGCAUGGCUGGUAGCGGAGGAUGAAGGAACAAGAAAAGCCAUCAUCAAAGGUUUAGCCGAGACGGACGAGACACUGGCAGACGUCAAGCGAACGCUGCAGGCGCAACUCAACGGCGCGAUGGAGGUGGAGGCUGCGGAGAGAGAGGUGUUGGAGGCGCUGAUGCGCUUUUUGGACUAA